AUGUUCUACUCCCUGCAGAUUCUGUCCCGCAAGGGGCCUAUGGGCACCAUCUGGCUGGCUGCCCACAGCGACAAGCGCCUCAAGCGCAGGCAGAUCAUCGAGACCAACGUGCAGGCGAGCGUAGAUUCCAUUACCAACCCCAAGGCGCCGCUGUCCCUUCGACUCUCCACGCAGCUCCUGUUCGGGGUGGCCAGGGUGUACUCCAGGCAGGUCGGCUACCUCCUGGCCGACUUCCACCACUACCUGGACAAAAUACGCAAGGCUAGCAAUGGAGCUGUCAUUGUUGGCACAACACUUGCUGAAGGGAUGAUGCAAGUUGACCUCAACGCUAUUACCCUACCAGACAACUAUGGGUUUGAGAGGCUGGAUGAGUUGGACAACGGCUAUCCACUUUCACAGUCAGGACAGAGUGGCUCACUACUUCAUGUGGCGGAGGUGUCGGUUGCACCCAGUGUGUCCAUCAUUGAAGACAGCACGCUCCAUUCUUUGGCACCGGCCUACAACUCAGGACCUGAGGUGUUUGAGAUGCCUGAUGUGGAGCUGCCGUUUGACAUCGAGGCAGAGAUGGAGAUUACACAUCAGCAGAUUUUCUCCCAAGGCAAUAGCGUGUGCUCUCCUGCUGUCAACACCACUGAAGUGGGCUCAGCACCUGUGGAUGCCAUGGACGGACAAGAGGAGCUGCAGCAAGUAGAAGACUGUUGUCCUGAGGCGCUCACAGACAUGGAGCGGAUGGACGUCGAUGCUGGGCCAUCUGGGCCGACAGAGCUGGAGAUGCUGCAGCUAGAUGCUGAGACACCUGGGCCAUCCCCACAUGUUGUUGAGCAGGAACGAGGAACAGGUUCCACCAUCAUUGAAAAGCCCAACAUACCCGAAGGAAACAUGCUGCUCAAGUUUGACGUUAAUCGCAAUCGGCCCCUGACAGAAGUGCCUGGAAGAUUGAUCCGCAAGCUUUUGAUGGACCGCUCUCCGCUGCUGUGCAAACGAGGGACGGCAAUGGGGGGCCAAGACCGUACAAAGAAGAUCGAUCUGACCUCUUUCGAUCCCAGCACAAAUGCCCUUCACCAGUCAGCGGCUCUUGGCCAAGAGCUAGUUCCAGAGCUGGCAGGCCUUUUUGAAAUUUCACCAAUGCACAUCUCGCUGCAAGAGCAGCCGCAGCGAUGGCAGGGUGGGGAUGAAACUGGCAGAUCAACCCUGCUCGAUGAUGAACAUGACAUCAAAGACCGUGGUGCGCCAUUGAACGAAACAGAGGCCCCUGGGCCUUCAGGCAGGGAUCGUUGGGAAGGAGCAUCUCCAUCAGGGCGUGAUGGAGGUGGUAUUGAUGCCAGACCCAGCGAGAUGCCUGAUCUGCUGGCCAAUGAGGAUGCUGCCUGGGACCCAAAUAUAGACCUGGCGCCUGCGGGGCCUGUCGAUUGUGACAUGAAUGUGGGGCCCACCCCGAUGCCUGACAGCGUGUGCCCAACUUCGCCUUUUCCGCUCUCGCUUCCCACCACGCCACCAUCCUGGCCAUGCGGAGCAAUGACCCAGGGGACGGACACGACACCAGGGGAUGACCCAAUCGCCCAGGACUUCACAGCACGCACCAGGGCAGUCCUGGGCUACGUCACAAAAGCGCUGAAGCCAGCAGAGUCCCCGCCAACGAAGAGACAGCGGCUUUCAAAUGGGUCUUCCCAACAAACAAGCAGCUGCAGCAAACGCCUGGACCUGAAAACUGUUGUGGAGGGAAAGCCCAGGUCAUAUGCCAGCUCCGUGUUUCUGGAACUGCUGGUUCUGAAGUCGAAAGGCCUGGUAGAGUUAGAGCAGGCAGAGGCGCUCACAGACAUUCAUAUAACGGCUGGGCCUAGCUUGGGAAAGGACGCCUGUGCAGAGGGCGCCUAG
Messenger RNA from Ostreobium quekettii, 1875 nucleotides. The record is from the annotation of a GenBank genome assembly. Lineage: Eukaryota; Viridiplantae; Chlorophyta; Ulvophyceae; Bryopsidales; Ostreobiaceae.